CUGGAAAUGAGCACAACCUGGAAACCACCCCCUCUUCACUUCCCUCUUGGCAUAUUGAUAUUCACAAACUCUAUGAUAUCACUGUCAGUCUAUCAGUGAGAGGUGAAAUGGCACGGCCAGGAGAUCAGCUCAGCCAGGAAAAGCUUUGCUGUUCAAUCUGUCUGGAUCUACUGAAGGAUCCAGUGACUAUUCCCUGUGGACACAGCUACUGUAUGAGCUGUAUUAAACACCACUGGGAUAAGGAGGAUCAGAAGAAAGUCUGCAGCUGUCCUCAGUGCAGACAGACCUUUGAAACAAGGCCUGCCCUGAAUAUAAGCACCAUGUUGGCAGGUUUAGUGGAGGAGCUGAAGAAGGCAGAACUGGACCCCCAGCCUCACUUUGAAGUUGUUCCAUUUAAGAAACAAAAGUUUAAUGGGGCUUUCACAACGCUUCCGGAGAACACCUGCCCUCAUCAGUUUGAGGUUUUCUGCCGCACCGAUCAGCAGUGUAUCUGUUAUAAGUGCGCUUUUGAACAACAUAAAGACCACGGCACUGUUUCCGCUGCAGAAGAAAUGGCCAGGAAGCAGAAAGAGCUUGGGGUGAUUCGGCAAAACAACAAGGAAAGAAUCAAGAAUGUAGAGAAAUAUGUGAAGCAGCUUCAGAAGGAGGUGGAGUAUAUCAAUCGCUCUGCUGAUAAAGCUGUAGGGAAUUGCGAGAUGAUGUCCACUGAGCUCGCCCGUCUCACGAAGAAAAACGCUGAUGUAAAGCAGCAGAUCAAAAAGCAACAGGAAAGUGAAGUGAGUCGGGCCAAAAAGCUACAGAAGAAGCUGCAGCAGGAGCUUGCUGAGCUGAGUAGGAGGGAUGCUGAGCUGGAGCAACUCUCUCACACACAGGACAACAUUCAGUUUCUGCGUGGUUACUUAUCGCUUUCAAAUAUCACUACAUCUGCCAUCUUCCCCGUCAUCAAUAUCCACCCUCUGCAACACUUUGAUGAUGUGACAACAAUAGUGUCAGAUGCCAUAGUUAAACUAAAGGACAGUUAUGGUAAGGAAUUGAACAAGAUCUCAGGGGCAGUGAGUAAAGUAUAUGUUUUACUGCCACAAGACCCCAAGUUCAGAAUGGAUCCAAACACAGCCAGCACGAAGAUGGUACUAUCUGAAGAGAACAGAAAAGCAACCUCAGUCCAAGAUGAACAGUCAUAUCCUAGUCACCCAGACAGAUUCAUGGACAGGUCUCAGGUUCUGAGUAGCAAAGGUCUGACGUCUGGACGUUGUUACUGGGAGGUGGAGUGGAGUGGCUUAGGAGUUACAGUAGCUGUCGCAUACAAGGGUAUUGUUAGAACAGGAGAGGAAAGUAUCUUUGGAAACAAUGACAAGUCUUGGGCUUUAGAGUGUGUGGCCAAAGGUACUGAUAAUUAUAUUAAUUUCAAACAUAACAGUAAGAAAAUUCACAUUUCUGGCCCUCAAUUCUCCAGAGUAGGAGUUUACGUGGAUUACAAGGCAGGUAUUCUGUCCUUUUACAGCGUCUCUGAAACUGAAACUAUCACUCUCCUCCACAAAGAGCAGACCACAUUCACUCAGCCUCUCUAUGCCGGACUGGGAGUUUAUUAUAAGGGGUCUACAGCAGAGUUUUGUGACGUCAAGUAGACAAGAGUUAGAGUGGAUUUCACCCAGGAAACAGAGAGGGCUUUCUCAUGACAAUUCAUUUAGUAUGCCUGAUGCAACCUACAUGAAACCUGUUUGUGUGGUGUAUAUACGUACAUACUUCUCUAAUUUGUUCUAUAUUUUGCAUUGUUGCUGUAAUAUUUUCUACUCUGUACGGCUACUUGGGCUUUAAUUGAGCAGCACUUACACGUUUAUUUUUUAAAUCACAGUUGGAUAAUUCAUUGUGGGUUAUUUUGAUAUUGUCACAUUGGCAAUGUAUUCAGAAAAGUAAAGUUAAGCCUUUUUUCUUUUAAGUCAUUUUUUGUAAUCAUCAUUGAAUUAUUUUCCUCCACAGUGCUGACAUACUUGUUUAACAUACUGUUGUUGUGUAUAAAGUGAAUACGUAGAUGGAAAGAUAAGUCCUAAAAUAACGUACUGAGUCAUUAUGUACGGUCAAUCAAUAAAGUAGUUUCGUUUUCCUUGCA
Molecule: messenger RNA, 2107 nt
Organism: Sander lucioperca (pikeperch)
Lineage: Eukaryota; Metazoa; Chordata; Actinopteri; Perciformes; Percidae
Product: tripartite motif-containing protein 16-like protein
Exons: 2
Coding region: 108-1625 (505 amino acids)
Molecular function (GO): zinc ion binding; protein binding
Source: RefSeq, a predicted model, not a curated record